Molecule: messenger RNA, 1188 nt
Organism: Echinococcus granulosus
Lineage: Eukaryota; Metazoa; Platyhelminthes; Cestoda; Cyclophyllidea; Taeniidae
Exons: 6
Coding region: 1-1188 (395 amino acids)
Source: RefSeq, a predicted model, not a curated record
AUGUACAACUCCUACUACCAAUCAGUAGCCGCAAAUGGUGAACAAGUUAAAGGAGACAAGGUAGCAAGUGCGACAAAUGCUAAUCUUGCUGAAGAGUCCAGCAUUUCAGAAAAUCAGGCACAAUACCGUCGGAUGAACACACCACAGGCGAUGAACGCUGACGACGACGAAGUGGACUAUAGUUUCUCUCGCCUGUCAGUUCGAGAACGACGAAAGAUGUUUCAGACUGAUGAACCUAUGGUUAUCUCUCAGUAUGGAACUCUACCUCGUGGUCCAAUGAGUCGAAGUGUUCCUCGAUAUGACGGAAAGCCAGCUUCAGUUGCUUCUGUACCAACUCAAGACGUUACUUUUCGUAAAACACCGCUAAUGCGUCAAUCCUGUGGUGGUCAGAAUCAGGUAUCACCGCGUCGCAAUUCAAGCUUCGACUUUCGUCCACAAAGCGUCAUCUCCUCGCGCGCUGUUGAACUUCAAUCGGCCCAGAGAUCUUCGCUAGUGGAACCGUAUGUGCAACCAGUGUAUUUACCAUCUCGUCAAUCGCGUCCAAUCUAUCGGUCUCCACCAACUGUAAUUCAAGCUGGUGAUCAGCCAAUCCAUCCGCAAUCACCACAACCGGUUACGUAUGCAUCGCCAUCAAGAAUUGUACGAGGAAUGAGCCUCUCGGCGAGAACAAUGCCGAGGGAAGGCGAGACAUCGUCAAUGAUGUAUCGCGUUGUUCAGAGCCCAAGUCGUGUCUAUCCGCAAACCAUUGCUAUGAGUUACAGCUACCCCUCACCACUGCAACAGCAACAACCACCAGCACAGCUUUACGUGCCUCUUACAUCAGUGCAUCGCCGCACCGUAUCUACGCCUCAAUUUCCCCAGAAAUCUAUAACGAUUUAUCCCACCAUGCGUGAUCGGCAACCGGUAGAGGCACCACGUCAAGUCUAUCAACAAAUGGCCUCUCCACGGGCUUCUCAGCGCUCUGAUUGGACGGUGCUUCAGCCAACCAGAAUCACGCCCACUCAGGCCUCAGUCAAUCAAUCACGUCCGUCUCUGUUCGGUCCAAUGGGCCGGUCUAAUCAACAACAACCGCCACCACCACUGCCACACCAGGGUCGUAUAGCGACCCUACCAUCACGUCCACGACCCAGAGUGGUGAAUAGAAGGUCACCACAACAGGAUGAGGAGAGUGGAGUAACGGAGUUUUAG